GGGCCAAGCAGAUGAAACCGGUCCAGGAUGAUUAAAGCCCAAUUAUUUUGCAGCUACCCCGCCGUGGCUUAGGGUUUUACUUUACCCCGUCCUGGAACUGGAAAACCAGAGUCAGUUGGAGAGUGCAAAAUGUCUGAAGUCAAUGCCAGCCCUGAAAUCCCUCAAAACAACACUAUCUACAUCAACAACCUCAACGAGAAGAUUAAGAUUGAUGAAUUGAAGAAGUCUUUGAAAGCCGUAUUCACUCAGUUCGGAAAGAUACUCGAGGUGUUAGCUUUUAAAACCCUCAAGCACAAAGGUCAAGCUUGGGUGGUCUUUGAGGAUGUCUCUUCUGCUUCCAAUGCUCUGAGGCAAAUGCAAGGUUUCCCCUUCUAUGACAAGCCCAUGAGAAUACAGUAUGCAAAGACCAAGUCUGAUAUAGUAGCCAAAGCAGAUGGUACUUUCGUUCCUAGGGAAAAGCGUAAGAGGCAUGAUGACAAAGGCAAAAAACGGAAGGACCAACAUGAUGCUAAUUUAGCUGGAAUGGGCCUAAAUCCAGCUUAUUCUGGUGCUUAUGGUGCAACACCUGCUAUACCCUAUCCAGGUGGUGCAAAAUCUAUGGUACCUGAGGCACCUGCACCUCCAAAUAAUAUUCUCUUUAUUCAAAAUCUUCCCAAUGAGUCCACUCCGAUGAUGCUGCAAAUGCUCUUUCUCCAAUAUCCUGGAUUCAGGGAAGUUAGAAUGGUUGAAACAAAACCAGGAAUUGCCUUUGUGGAAUAUGGAGAUGAGAUGCAAUCCACAGUGGCUAUGCAGGCGCUGCAAGGUUUCAAGAUAACCCCACAAAACCCUAUGUUGAUAACUUACGCCAAGAAAUAGAUAGUGGUUUCCUGAACUUAUGGUAUGAGAAGGGGAGGAAUCACAUUUUCAGCAGAGUUGUUAAUCCAUUUAACGCAGUGGUGUAUCUUAAUUGGUAUCUAGCUUUGAUUUGGGCAGCCUGAUUCGUGUGUAGUUAGGGAUAAUAACUGACAUUUUUAUACAAAUAUGUAUUUAAUAAAUUACUAGCUGGUUCAAAUUUAUCUGUUACAAAAUUAUUUUACUUUUUCUAGGAUUGUCAUUUGUCUUGCUUUCGCCUUAUUUGAUGAAUUUCCUGCAAUCAUUUACUGGGCGAAGUUCAACAAGUAAACACACGAUGCCUUCCUUGUGUAACUAUGUAAUCAUUUUGCUUUAUCUUCUUGUAAGGUGAUAUCUCUGCUUAAUUUUUGAA
Molecule: messenger RNA, 1243 nt
Organism: Cajanus cajan (pigeon pea)
Lineage: Eukaryota; Viridiplantae; Streptophyta; Magnoliopsida; Fabales; Fabaceae
Gene: U1A
Product: spliceosomal protein U1A
Molecular function (GO): RNA binding
Source: RefSeq, a predicted model, not a curated record